GAGGAGAAGGGGAAGGGGAAGAAGGAAGGAAGGAAUCAUGCCGGGACUGCUAAUGGAUUUAGGGAAAGCGCAAGUGACCAUGCCGUGAUCUUGCGCAUCCAGGGCCGCCGUCACCCUGCCUUGUCCGUAGAAGAAACACGGGGGAAUCGAACCCGCGCACUGGGUGGAUUAAAACCACUGUGCAUUUUUUUAAAAACAACAUGAAGAUUACCUCCCAUCAUCUGAUGAUAACCAGUCUCGUUUUCAGGUCCAACCUCAGGCUGAUCCCGCUUCUGCUGCUGUUUCUUGGUUACUCUCGCGGGAUGCCGCACGUUUUAAGAUUUGGAGGAAUAUUUGAAUCCAUUGAGAGUGGCCCCUCUGGAGCAGAGGAACUCGCCUUUAAAUUUGCCUUGAACACAAUCAACAGGAACCGCACCUUGCUCCCCAACACCACGCUGACCUAUGACAUCCAGAGAAUAAACAUCUUCGACAGCUUCGAGGCCUCCAGGAAAGCAUGUGACCAGCUUUCCCUGGGUGUGGCGGCCAUUUUUGGCCCCUCACACAGCUCAUCAGCCAAUGCGGUCCAGUCCAUCUGCAACGCUCUGGGAGUGCCCCACAUCCAGACCAAGUGGAAGCACCAAGUGUCCGACAACAGAGACUCGUACUAUGUCAGCCUGUACCCGGACUUCUCGUCCCUCAGCAGAGCUAUCCUCGACCUGGUGCACUUCUUCAAGUGGAGAACCGUCACUGUUGUCUAUGACGACAGCACAGGUACAGGUCUCAUUCGACUGCAGGAGCUGAUCAAGGCACCGUCACGAUACAACAUCCGUUUGAAGAUCCGACAGCUGCCCACAGAGACCAAGGACGCCAAGCCACUUCUGAAAGAGAUGAAGAAGGCAAAGGAGUUCCAUGUCAUCUUUGAUUGUGGACAUGAGAUGGCGGCCUGGAUCCUAAAACAGGCCCUGGCCAUGGGUAUGAUGACGGAGUACUACCAUUACAUUUUCACUACCCUGGACCUUUUUGCCCUUGACAUGGAGCCGUACCGUUACAGUGGAGUCAACAUGACAGGUUUCCGCAUCCUCAACACAGAAAACUCUCAGGUGUCGUCAAUCAUUGAGAAGUGGUCAAUGGAGCGGCUACAAGCCCCGCCCAAACCGGACUCAGGCCUGCUGGAUGGAUUCAUGACGACGGACGCGGCGCUGAUGUACGACGCUGUGCACGUGGUGGCGGUGGCAGUGCAGCAGUCGCAGCAGAUCACCGUCAGCUCCCUGCAGUGUAACAGACACAAGCCGUGGCGCUUUGGAGGGCGUUUCAUCAGCCUCAUCAAAGAGGCACACUGGGAUGGUUUGACAGGACGUGUUCUCUUCAACAAGACCAACGGACUGAGGACAGAUUUCGACCUUGAUGUCAUCAGUCUGAAGGAGGAGGGGCUGGAGAAGAUUGGAACGUGGGAUCCUCCCAGCGGCCUGAAUAUGACGGACAGUCACAAAAGCAAGACGUCCAACAUCACAGACUCUCUGGCUAACAAAUCCCUGCGUGUAUCCACCAUACUGGAGGAGCCAUAUGUCAUGUUUAAGAAGUCAGACAAGCCUUUGUAUGGAAACGACCGUUUCGAGGGUUACUGCAUCGACCUGCUGAGGGAGCUUUCAGGCAUCCUUGGUUUCCGCUAUGAGGUGCGAUUAGUGGAGGAUGGAAAGUACGGAGCACUGGACGAGAGCACGGGCCAGUGGAACGGCAUGGUGCGAGAGCUUAUGGACCAUAAAGCGGACCUGGCGGUGGCUCCUCUGGCGAUCACCUACGUCAGAGAGAAGGUCAUCGACUUCUCCAAACCCUUCAUGACGCUCGGGAUAAGUAUCCUGUAUCGCAAGCCCAACGGCACCAACCCGGGCGUCUUCUCCUUCCUCAACCCUCUCUCGCCUGAUAUCUGGAUGUAUAUUCUGCUGGCUUGCUUGGGUGUCAGUUGUGUGCUGUUUGUCAUAGCCAGGUUUAGCCCGUACGAGUGGUACAACCCGCACCCAUGCAACCCUGACUCAGACGUAGUGGAAAACAAUUUUACGCUGCUCAAUAGUUUCUGGUUUGGAGUUGGGGCUCUCAUGCAGCAAGGCUCAGAGCUUAUGCCAAAGGCGCUGUCGACUCGGAUAGUGGGAGGCAUCUGGUGGUUCUUCACCCUCAUCAUCAUCUCUUCGUAUACGGCUAACUUAGCCGCCUUCCUAACCGUGGAGAGGAUGGAGUCGCCCAUAGACUCAGCUGAUGACCUCGCUAAGCAGACUAAGAUCCUGUACGGGGUGGUGGAAGAUGGGGCCACCAUGGCAUUCUUUAAGAAAACAAAAAUCUCCACCUAUGACAAGAUGUGGGAGUUCAUGAACAGCAGACGUCAGUCCGUAAUGGUGAAGAACGUGGAGGAGGGCAUCCAGCGUGUCCUGACCUCCGACUACGCCUUCCUCAUGGAGUCCACCACUAUCGAGUUCGUCACCCAGCGUAACUGCAACCUCACACAGAUCGGCGGCCUGAUCGACUCCAAAGCAUACGGCGUGGGAACACCUAUGGGCUCUCCGUACAGAGACAAGAUCACAAUAGCCAUUCUGCAGCUGCAGGAGGAAGGGAAGCUGCACAUGAUGAAGGAGAAGUGGUGGAGAGGGAACGGCUGUCCCGAGGAGGAGAGCAAAGAGGCCAGCGCUCUGGGGGUGCAGAACAUUGGCGGUAUCUUCAUCGUGCUGGCUGCAGGACUGGUGCUGUCGGUGUUUGUGGCUGUGGGGGAGGUCCUGUAUAAGUCCAAGCAGAACGCCCAGCUGGAGAAGCGAUCAUUUUGCAGCGCCAUGAUGGACGAGCUGCGCGUCUCUCUGAAGUGCCAACGCCGCCUCAAACAGAAGCCUCAGCCACCCGUUAUCGUCAAGACGGAGGAGGUCAUUAACAUGCACACGUUCAACGACAGGAGACUCCCAGGAAAGGAAACCAUGGCAUGAACACUGGGCAAAAACAAUUGCCCCUUCAACUUAAACCACAGAAGGGGCGGCAAGGGUAAAAUCGAUGCUGACUUAACCACAGACUGAGGUUGGCAGUCCGAACAGGAUUCUUUUGAACCCACUUGCUUAUGUAGACGGAUGUUUCCUGUGGAAAUAUAGAUACCUGAGCAGUGUCACCUCACUGUGACCGCCACUAUAAGAAGGGAGAGACUUUAACGUGUACAUUUGAAGAUCAGAGCGGGACAAAAUAUACGUCUGGUCCAUACUAGAAGUGGACUUAUACACAGAUAACACACAAACAUAUAUGCACACAUGAACAUGCAGACACCUGUGCAGACGGGAAAACUCUUAAUGUGACAGUAACACCUGAUGUAGUUUUUCUGUUGAUGUCAAUGCCCUUUUGUCUUACCUCCAUGUAUGUGUGACCCCAUCCUCCCCUCCCUUCAGUGGCUUAAGUUUCUUUUGAAUGAUUUAACAAUGAUAAUCUCACCAACAAAAGGGAGCGGUAGUCAGUGCCAAAUGGUUUAAUAAUGAACUGAUGUAAAAAAAAAAAAAAAAAAAGUGACGUUUAGUUUGGAAUCAUUUAUGCUGACCUUGUCGAUAACUCAUCGUUUUCUUCUGUAACGCCUUUCUCGUGCCAAAGUUCUGCCAUUGUAAAGAACUUUCUACCAGGCCUGUUCUGUUCAUUCGAACGCCUCGACAAACAACGUAAACUGUCAAAGUCCUUCUCCAUGUCUGUCUUCACAACGCCGUCUGUAUCAGUUGUUGUUUAAAAAUGCAGGAUUUCUACAAAAAUGUUUGUUUUUGUACAAGAACAAGAAGUUUUGUAGUACUUUGUAUCAUGGUAGCCCCCCUCUUGUGGACAAAAUAUGUAGCAGAUACCAACACAGCCCUCAAAAAUCCGUCACCUGUUGGCGAUCGGGCUUCAAACUCUGCUGUAGGGAUCAUUCUUCUCAUCAUUCACGGAUUCAGUCUGUCUGUUGGUAUCGUGGGGCCAGCUGUGCGUACUAUCUGGGGAUAAUGUGGUGGCUUUUUUGAUGGUUAAAACAAUAAAACUGUUUAAGUGGUGCUCAUUGACGGAAAAAAUGGUGACUCAUUCCCAACACUGGAAUAGUCUUUUCAGCAAAGUCAUACUGAAAACAAGUAGCCAAGAUGAGUCACUGUGAUAGACGUAGUAGAGCAAAGCAUUGUUGCUUUUGUUGAAGAUAGACCAGGCCUUCAGGGAAGGGUGUGGGCUUUGAACAGAAUCGAGUCCUGAAGCCUUAUCUAAGGCGAAUACUGCAGAAGAAGUUAAAAAUGACUCAGUGCAAGAAAAUGACGAAGACAGUUUGACUAGUUCAGUCUGCAAGUUUCCACCAGCCACAAGCCUUGGAUCCAGUAUGGGGCGGGUUUAAGCUGUCAGAGCUUGACAAAUGUUCAAAAUCAAUACAGUGAUACUUUGGUGUCGAUUCAAAAUGUGUUGCUUUUUUGUUUGUUUUGCAAUUUUACAAGUGAUGCUUCACUUUGGCUUUGGACAUUUAAGAAAUAUUAGUAAUGCCAAUGGAGAGAAGUCUUGAUUAAAAGUUUGGUUUUCCAUGUCCAGCUUUUCUUCUUUUUGGAAAAAGCAAGGCUCAACUGAUGGAUUUGUGAGGCCCAAAGGAAGACUUACUACAGCAGAUAAUGAUAGCUUAGAUAAAAUACACGUGAUUAGGCACUGACUUCUUAAAUUUAAGGUGAUACACAUCCAACUGACUUGACAUAAAAUCAUCAGAUGGUUUGAUUAUAACUUAAGGCCACACCCAUGUUGUUUGUAGUGACUUCCCAGUGGUGUUCAUUCAAUGAAAAAAAAACUUGAGGUAUACUGGUUUUACAGUUUAACUUCCUGAGACCUGAGCUUUUGUUGGAAAUGCAUUUUUAGUUUCUCCCACUUAUUUGGGAUAAGUAGGACCUGAUAAGGGCCGCAUGGCAGCACAGUGGUUAGUGCUAUUGGCUCACAGCAAGAAAGUUUCUGUCAGCCCAGCUUGGGCGUUUUUGUGCAGUUUGCAUGCUUGGGUUCUCCCUAAGCAUUUUGGUCAUUCCCGUAAGGUGAAUUGAUGACUCUAAAUUGCCCGUAGGUGUGAGUGUGUUUCAGCCCUGUGAUUGACUGGUGACUAGUCGA
Cheilinus undulatus (humphead wrasse) is the source of this 5079-nucleotide messenger RNA. Its product is annotated as glutamate receptor ionotropic, kainate 2-like. The coding region runs from base 201 to 2942 and encodes 913 amino acids. Gene Ontology annotation, biological process: synaptic transmission, glutamatergic; monoatomic ion transport; modulation of chemical synaptic transmission. The transcript has 16 exons. NCBI's taxonomy places the organism in Eukaryota, Metazoa, Chordata, Actinopteri, Labriformes, Labridae. Gene Ontology annotation, molecular function: transmitter-gated monoatomic ion channel activity involved in regulation of postsynaptic membrane potential; kainate selective glutamate receptor activity. Gene Ontology annotation, cellular component: plasma membrane; postsynaptic membrane; presynaptic membrane. The record is from RefSeq and is a predicted model, not a curated record.